Messenger RNA from Electrophorus electricus (electric eel), 4601 nucleotides. The record is from RefSeq and is a predicted model, not a curated record. NCBI's taxonomy places the organism in Eukaryota, Metazoa, Chordata, Actinopteri, Gymnotiformes, Gymnotidae.
AAACUGCGUUCGCAUCCAAUCGUUUUGGCAGUGACGCCGCAGUGGGCCGUCCAUCUGCGCGCACUCAUAAACGGAUGUGGUAAGUGUUGACUGUAGCUACUGUACGUACACAACUUGGAACAUGGCGGAAGAAGACGAUACAAAAAUUCGGAUUUUACAAAGUCUACGAGGAAAGAUAUGUGAAGGGAAGAAUCUGGGUGCAGGCUCUGGGUCAAAUCGCCUACGAGAUGUUGGCACCUUCUGCACCAUCAGUCUGGACCAGGAGGAGGUGUUCCGCACUAAAGUAUAUGAAAAGAGUCUGAGUCCAUUCUAUGCAGAAGACUUCUACUUUGAAAUUCCUCGGCCAUUCCAGUAUCUGUCUUUUUAUGUGUAUGCCAAGAGUGUGUUCCAAAGGGAUUUGCCAGUAGGGAAGGUGGCCAUCAGGAAGGAAGACUUGUGUAAGUACAGUGGAAAGGAGCACUGGUUUAUUCUACAGCCUGUGGAUCCUAACUCUGAGGUACAGGGGAAGGUUCAUCUGGAGAUGAAGCUUAACGAACUGAUCACAGACAACGGUCCUGUGUCUCCUCGUCUACAGGUCAGAAUAAUUGAGUGCCAUGGCUUACCUUUAAUAAGUGGGCAGAAUUGCGACCCUUUUGCCACUGUAACACUCAUGGGUCCUGCUAGGUCUGAUCAGAGGAAGACUAAAGUGAAGAAGAAAACCAGUGAUCCUCAGUUUGAAGAAACAUUUUUCUUUGAGGUAUCCAGGUCAAGCAGCUAUGGCAAAAAGUCACACUUCCAGGUUGAAGAGGAGGAUAUUGAGAAAAUGGAGAUCAAGGUGGAGUUGUGGAAUAAUGGUAAUUUGGCCCAGGAUGUGUUCUUGGGGGAAACAAGAGUAUCACUCAAGAUCCUGAGAAACAAUCUUGUACAUAAAGCAUGGUAUCUGCUGCAGCCGAGAGGCAAUGGGACGAAAGCUAAGCCUGAUGACCUGGGCUCCCUGCGGCUGAAUGUCAACUACACUGAGGACAAUGUUCUUCCAGCCACCUGUUACGAGGCUCUGCGUGACCUGCUGCUCAAAUCACCUGAUGUUAAGCCGAUCUCAGCAUCUGCCGCACAUAUUCUGUGGGAUGUGUGUAGGGAUCGGAAUGAUGCUUCACUGCCUGUAGUUCGACUAUUGCUACAUCACAACAGGCUGCUGCCUUUUCUCACUACUAUAGCUGCUUUAGAGCUGGAGAAUACACAAGAGGCUAAUACCAUUUUUCGGGGAAAUUCUCUAGCGACACGUGGUAUCGACGACAUGAUGAAGUUGGUGGGGCGGAGCUAUCUCACCAUCACACUCAAACCUGUGCUGGAUGAGAUUUGUGAAUCCAGUAAGUCCUGUGAGAUUGAUCCCAUCAAAUUGAAAGAGGGGGACAAUGUGGAGGUCAACAAGGAGAAUCUGCAGGGCUAUGUUCAAAAGGUGUUCUCCUCAAUCACCCAAUCCAGUGCCAGUUGUCCCCCACUCAUGUGCGAUAUGUUUAGGGCUCUCCGCCAACUCGCCUGCAAUCGCUUUCCUGGAGACCCUCAUGUCCAGUACUCUGCAGUCAGUAGCUUUGUGUUUUUGAGGUUUUUCGCUGUGGCUGUUCUGUCUCCUCACACAUUCCAGCUCCGACCACACCAUCCAGACCCCGACAUGUCCCGAACUCUCACCCUCAUCUCUAAAACCAUCCAGACUCUGGGCAGCUGGAGCAGUCUGUCAAAAAGCAAACUGUCUAGUUUUAAAGAAUCAUACAUGUAUGAUUUCUUCAAAUUAUUCCAAGAAGAUAAAUGUAUAGAAAAAGUUAAAAAGUUUUUAGAUGAUAUCUCCUCGAACAUAAGCAAAGGAACGAGUGGUGUGGAGGACUCAGUUGUGCUCAAGGAAGGAGAGGUAUAUAAGCGAACCCAAGGUAAAAAGCGUCUGGGGAAAAAGAAUUUCCAGAAACGUUGGCUUCAAGUCACCAAUCGGCAGCUGUCGUACCAUAAGCAAAAAGGGAAGGAUCCACUCUGUGUCAUUCCUGUGCAAAACAUCCGGGGAGUUGAAAAACUGGAUGAGGGUGCCUUCAACCGUAAAAAUAUGUACCAGGUAAUCCACAGUGAGAAGCUUCUAUAUGUGCAGGCUGGUAACUGUGUGGAGACUAGUGAGUGGAUAGAAGUCCUGAACCAGGUUAGCCGCUGUAACCCUGAACGACUCAGCGUUUUCCACCCAUCAGCCUAUGUGAAUGGAGCGUGGCUCUGCUGCAAGGGGACUGUGGAAAGUGUUCCAGGCUGCAAGCCCUGCACUGCAUCCACCCUGGCUAACAUCCAGCUGGAGAUUGAUUGUGAUAGGGAAACGGAGCGGAUCUUCUCCCUAUUCAACACCAGUUUGCCCCGAUUGCAGAAGAUGGAGGAUGCAUGUGCCAGUAUGUCGGUGUAUCUGGGUCAGCAGAAAGAGCAGGAGGAGUAUUCAGCCUUUAUUAUACAGGACCCAAAAGAGACCUUCCGUACGAUAAAAGAGAUCCGAGAUGUUGUGGAAGAGUUGACGGCUCACCAUGCUGCCAAAGGAGCACUCUCAGUCCAACCUGGCACCAUUGAGAAUCCCAUUGUGGGGAAAAUGUCUUAACAGCUCUGCCUCUGUGAAUGCUCUCAGUGCCACCUAGCUAAUGGUGCUGUGUUAUCAGCAACAGAGUGAAACAGCCCAGACUGCAUACCUGAAGAAUGUCAAGAGGUGCCCAGAUGUGCCCAGAAGUGGGUAGUGACCAGCUGGGUGCUGGUAUAGUCUGGUUUCCUGAUCCAGUUUAACGAAAGAGGCCAUUCAAGAAACUGGCAGCUCAGGUCAUCUAGUACAUAAAUCUUUCCUUCUUCUCUGUGCCUGUCUACCCUAAAGCUUGAAUGAAUGAGGGGGUGUUUGUUAAUUUACUUCAUCUGUUCGCACAAAUGAAAACAAACCCUCAAUUGGCUCUCCUUGCUGUCCUCACACUGUAACAGAUUAGACAGUAAACGGAGUCUGAGAGAAUAUGGCUGCUAAAGUAUGAACUAGAUCUUCAGUUUUUGUUUCUCAACAAUUGUUUAGACUGCGUUGAGUUUUAGUACAUGCCUUUUUAAAGGUCAACACUGUGGGGAAACAAUGUAUGUCAGGGAAUAUUGCUUCCAUUCUAUUCUCUGUAGUCUUUUCUUUUUCUCUACAUGGUAUAUCAUUUUGUACAUGAAGUUGUGAAAUUAUGGCUUAUAAAAUCAGUGGAUGUUCUUACAAUCCUACACGUGCCUUUUUGAUUAGGGACUAACACAAAAGCACUUUAGAUAUUUGGUAUAUUCCAAAUGAAAUUGUUUUAGAUACUUGGUAUCUUUUUUCAACUUUAUUGAUCAGUUAAAUGAUCACUGCUUACAUUGUUGUAGAUAACAUUCAUAUUCUGUAGAUAGCAUUCAUAUUAUGUAGGGAUUGAAUAGCUAUUUUUCUUAAGCCAAAGAAGUUGUUUUGUAGUGUUUGAUUUAAGAGUAUAAGUUUUAAUGCAGUUUUUCAGGAAAAGGAAAAUGGUUAUCUGUUUGUUUGUUAUUGGGUAACAUGACAAUAUACAUUUAUCUUUUUUAUGCAUGUGGAUACACAGUUAGGUCUACUUUGUGAUUUUGCAAAAAGAUUUUGGCUUUUUUCAGUUGUAGUUAUUUAAUCAGACCUCCUUACCUACUUAGUUGUGAACAUGUAAAAUAUUCAUUAAUACAACCAAACAUUAUCUCGCCUUUUACAAGCAUCCCCUCCUCAGACAGUGAUUGACUACUUUUGUUCUCACAGCCUAUUCAGACUAUAUCAGACCAGACAUUUCAGUCUCUCAUUUGUUGUUAUAUGAGCCACAGUUAAAGGUUUUAAUGUCUUUUUUUAUUGCUUCAAAACUCAAAACAUUCAUGGAAAGAUUCAAAAGAAACUUUGCCUUUUCUUUUUAUUUAUUUUAAUAUUUUGUAAAUGCAGCAUGGAUAAGUGAUGUUCGAAAUCAUGGUUUAAUGGUACGUCAUAUGUCUGUGGUACUAGGAGGAUCUACUGAGAUGUGAAUAUUUCUGGUAGCAUUUAUUAAGUCAUUAGUGGUACAGCUAGGAGAGUCCCUUUAUAGUAGUUUACUCUUUUGGUUUUCAUUCUGUGCUGGUGGCUACUUAAGUAUGCUCCUGCUGCCUCACAUUUAUUGAAUCAUAAAUGAAGGAUCCCUCUGUGGUCUGUUGUUUUCCAGUUUGUCAUCCUGCCAAAACCAUUUUUAUAAUGCAUGAAAAAUCAUGCAGUGGCCUUUAAGAAAAACCUAGUGCUAAUGAUGGAAUUUGUUUACUAUUCUAUAUUUAGCACUUAAAAACUGAUGUUUAUUCUACGAUGUUGCUUGUAUGUAAAGUGGGUGAUUGGCCUAUUUUAAAGACCAUAAAGAUUUGAAUGAAGAUGCAUUCUGUUUUAGAACAUGAACAUAGUAAAUGUUCUGUAAGCACAAUAGAGAUGAUUUUUUUUUAGCAGCAUCGUGGGAGACCAUUUCUCUCUGUGUUACUGUCUUGUUUCAGUUUUUUUUCCUAUUUAAACCUUUAAUAUAGAUGUUUUCUAACAAAUUCUAAAUUUUCCUAUUGCUUGUUCUAAAAAUUUGCAAUAAAAUCUUUUUCCAACUUAU